GCCAGUGUGUAACGCUAUAGGCUGGAGGGAGGCAGCUGUUGCCAUUAUUUUACCAGCCAGCUCAGAUACAUCAGCGGCUUCACCCUCUCUGGAACAAAAAAAAAAAAAAAGAUGAGUCUGUCGACACCAUCAUAAACACACGAAACUGAAAAUAGAUUUUAAAAAGUUAAAUCAAUGGUACAGAAAAGUAGUAUGUCCAGGACGCCUUCGACCUCAACCCAGGAGAUCCAAAUGGACAUGUUCGACCAUCAUCCACACACACAGGGAAAGUACGGCAAGAGGAAGAGCCGAUUUAAGCGCUCGGAUGGAAGCACCUCCUCUGACACCACCUCGAACAGCUUUGUCCGACAGGGCUCUGCAGACUCCUACACCAGCAGGCCGUCAGACUCAGACGUGUCCCUGGAGGAGGACCCUGAGGCACUGAGGAAGGAGGCAGACAGACAGGCCCUCGCCACACUCGAGAAAGCAAAGACCAAACCGGUGGCAUUUGCUGUGCGGACAAAUGUCGGUUACAACCCCGGCCCCAGUGAUGACGUUCCUGUGCAGGGCAUGGCCAUAUCCUUCGAAGCCAAAGACUUCUUGCACAUUAAAGAGAAAUACAACAACGACUGGUGGAUCGGACGUCUGGUGAAGGAGGGCUGUGAGGUGGGCUUCAUCCCCAGCCCGGUCAAACUGGAGAACACCCGUCUGCUGCAGGAGCAGAGGAUGAGACAGAACCGACUCAGCUCCAGUAAAUCAGGAGGAAGCUCCAGUCUGGACGUUGCCACGGGAACCCGCAGGCCCACCCCACCGGGCACAGCCCACGUGGACGUGUCCACUGUGGCCUUUGACGUUGACCCCCUCGACCUGGAUGCUGAGGAGCCCCCUGAGUCCCAGGGUGAUCCUCGCUCCCCCAAGGCCAUGUCAGGCAGCGUAACAUCCCCUCAGGCCAACGCACACCGACUGCCCUUCUUUAAGAAGAUGGAGCAUGUCCCCCCCUAUGAUGUGGUUCCCUCCAUGAGACCCAUCAUCCUAGUCGGGCCGUCACUAAAAGGAUACGAGGUGACAGACAUGAUGCAGAAAGCUCUCUUCGACUUUUUGAAACACAAGUUUGAGGGCAGGAUAUCCAUCACACGGGUGACAGCGGACAUCUCCCUCGCCAAACGUUCAGUCCUCAACAACCCCAGCAAACACACCAUCAUUGAGCGCUCCAGUACCCGCUCCAGCCUGGCGGAGGUGCAGAGUGAGAUUGAGCGUAUCUUUGAGCUGGCCCGCACCCUCCAGCUGGUUGCUCUGGAUGCAGACACCAUCAACCACCCCUCUCAGCUGGCUAAGACCUCCCUGGCUCCCAUCAUUGUCUAUAUCAAAAUAGCUUCACCCAAGGUCCUCCAGAGGCUCAUCAAGUCUAGGGGGAAGUCCCAGGCUAAACACCUAAAUGUGCAGAUGGUGGCAGCAGACAAGUUGGCCCAGUGUCCACCUGAAUUGUUUGACAUCAUCCUGGACGAGAACCAGCUGGAGGACGCCUGCGAGCACCUGGCCGACUACCUGGAGGCGUACUGGAAGGCGACACAUCCCCCGAGCAGCAACCCUCCGAACCCUCUGCUGAACCGUACCAUGGCCACGGCAGCCCUGGCCGCCUCCCCUGAGCCCGUCUCCAACCUGCAGGGGCCGUACCUGGUGCACGGUGAGCAGAAGCGGGAAGGGCCUCUGACAGAGUGCGGCGGGAGCGGCACCCUGCACGACUAUCAGACAGACCUGGGAGGAAAACCUCAGCAGCAGCAGCAGCAAACGUACCUGCGCUCCUCUCGUGGCCAGCUACGGGGAGGGAGCGGCCGGGGUCUGUCACGGCAAGACACCUUCGAUUCUGAGACGCAGGGCAGCCGGGACUCUGCCUACACCGAGGCCGGUGACUCCUGCAUGGACAUUGAGACUGACCCCUAUGAAGAGCCCGAGCCCUACCGAGGUGGCGGAGGCAGCCGCCUCCACCUGGCGCAGCAUCAUGGCAGACAGGCAUCCUGGGAAGAUGAAGGCGCUGAGCCGGACCAGGAAAACCUGAACCACCCUCCGAUGCCGAGCCAGACACAGCCACAUGGACGUGCCAAGCUGAGGGAGCGUUACUGCCAGGACCCUGUGGACACCGGGGCCAACAUGAGCCGCAACAAGAACCAGGACGACUGGGGGAGGGACGUCUACAUCCGCUGAACACGCAUCACACCACAGAGGCAAGGAAGCUACAGGACAGACUGAGAGAUGGGGGGAGGGAGGCUGGGAGGGUUCAGGUUUUAGGUUCAGUCGGAACUGAAGUGUGUGUUUGGGGCCACGCCAGUCGGGCUAACAAAUUAAUCUGUUUACAUCCCAGUACAAUGUAAAGAAAAACAUCAACUGCCAGAUGCCAUCUCCAUCAACUUCUUCUUGCAGUUCAAUUUAUUUACGUUUAGAAAAAAUAUUGGUCUGUUCUUUUGUUUCCUUUGUUAAUACUGCAUGAUUAUCAUGGAUUUCUAUACUGACAGCACGAGGACAGUAAUUGUUACGAUUGUGAAUCUCUGAUUGUGAUCUGUACGACUCAAUCUCACCUUCAGUUGUAGUGUGAAGGCCGGUAGAGCUGUAGUCCGUCAUGUCUGUCCUCUGCAGUCUUAAACAGGGUCUAAUGUCACCGUCCCCAUGUACAGUGUCAGGGUUUCUCUUUACCUUAAUUUCACUCAGCGCUUUUGGAUUUCAGGGUUCGACUGUAAUCCAGAAGUUAAGAGUCUCUCACCUCCACGUUCUUAUCACCCAGACCUUAAAAAAAAAAAGCUGGUGGAGAAGUUGCCAUAUUUUAACACAACAAUUUAUCGAUGUUGCUACGUUCAUGUCAGCUUGAUAACAACAAAGAGUACACUCCAAAGACGUUUACUUCUUCCCUGACCUGGUUCAGCCACUGUACCCGACUGUACACGUCUGACCUAGUCCUCCUGUUUUCCCUCGUGGGCGCUGCGGGGCGCCGACAGUAUUCAUUUGUUCUCUGGUUUUUCUAACGUGGUGCAGAUUCAAAGAAGCACUGCAGUUGUGUGAAUGAAGUGUCCUGCCUUAGUCACUCGCACCCUAAAACACCCUUAUUUCAAGAAAACUCCAAUCACAAGUGCCGGAAUGUCUCGCCAAGCCAUGUCCACCACUGCCACGGUGGGAUGUCUUAACUCUUGUUAACACUCGUUUUCAUACCAUAUCUGUGUCUCUUUGUGUGUCUUCGUGGCUACUCUGCACUGUAGCCCAUGCUGUCUCUCCUGCACAUGUCGUUUUUUUCUUUGCACCAGCUUUGUCGUCUGUUUUUCAGGGCUAAUGGUUAUAUAAAAAAAAAAAAGUACUUGUGUGUGCGGUUAAUCACUCCCAACUUCCACCCAAACAGCUAGCUUGUCUGAUAUUAAAUACCAC
Messenger RNA from Epinephelus fuscoguttatus (brown-marbled grouper), 3387 nucleotides. It is a transcript of the gene cacnb1, whose product is annotated as calcium channel, voltage-dependent, beta 1 subunit. NCBI's taxonomy places the organism in Eukaryota, Metazoa, Chordata, Actinopteri, Perciformes, Serranidae. The transcript is spliced from 14 exons. Gene Ontology annotation, cellular component: voltage-gated calcium channel complex. The record is from RefSeq and is a predicted model, not a curated record. Gene Ontology annotation, molecular function: protein binding; high voltage-gated calcium channel activity. Bases 175 to 2181 code for a protein of 668 amino acids. Gene Ontology annotation, biological process: regulation of voltage-gated calcium channel activity; chemical synaptic transmission; neuromuscular junction development.